AGCUCUGUCAACAAAAACAAUAAUGCUAUACAAGCAAAUAUACUUUAGAUAUUUAAUUCUCCUUUAUUAUAUAUCUUUUGCUACCUAUUUUUUAGCACUGCUCGCUUAUUAAGAACAACGACUGAAAUAUUUUACUACGCCACAUUUUUAUCUAUCUAUGGAAACCCACUUUAUUAUCUGGUGGUAAAGUCUUUUGGUUUUGCAGUCGACUUUGAGAAUCACAAGAUACGAAGGAUCUUGCAAAGAGUACCCAAAUACAAAAAUGCACUAUGUGAACAUACAAUUGAAAAACAUUAAAGGUAACACAUUUCCAAGCUACACCUUGAAUGUUACAGACACUGUUCCAGACAUAACUAAGAUGGUUAUGGCUCUUGUAAGAUGUCCCAAUCUCCAUUCAAGAGAUUACUGUGAAACUGGGAGAAAUAUGACUGUAAAAAAUUUUGGUCAUGUGUUAACAGACAAGUCAUCUACUUGGAGCCACAAUUUGCAAUUCAAACCGCCUUUAACAUUUCCCCUGAAACCGGGUUUAUACGAGUAUGCUUCUGAUCUAACAAAAGCCCGGUAUCCAAUAACAGUUGAGAAGUCUUCCUGGAUCGCUAAGAUACUGAUGUACUAUGAAGACGAGGUGCUGUUAUGCAACAUAUGUGAAGGCGAUAUAUUUUAAUGAAGUGUAAUUUUGGCUGUUAGGCCUUCGGUAGCUUUAUUGUGC
Molecule: messenger RNA, 709 nt
Organism: Acanthoscelides obtectus
Lineage: Eukaryota; Metazoa; Arthropoda; Insecta; Coleoptera; Chrysomelidae
Source: the annotation of a GenBank genome assembly